CUCCAUCCACAGCACCUUCCUGCCAGCAUACUUUGAGCGUUGGAAUUAUCUACUCGCAAUCCAUCACAAGUGUCAACGAGUGGCAAAGAGUCUCGCUAGGGAUCUCCAGCAUGGACUACCAAAAUCGCGCGGGCUCCAAACAUGGAGGUGGUGGUGUCGCCUCAACCUCUGCAACCAACGCCGAUCGCCGGGAACGUCUACGGAAGCUCGCACUGGAAACAAUCGAUCUUGACAAAGACCCCUACUUCUUCAAAAACCACGUCGGCAGCUUUGAGUGCCGUCUAUGCUUGACAGUACACCAGAAUGACGGAUCUUAUUUGGCACAUACCCAGGGGCGAAAGCAUCAGACCAACCUCGCGCGUCGAGCAGCGAGGGAGCAAAAGGAGGGGAAGGGACCUGACUCGGUGGUGCCAGGCCUGCUCGCUGGUGUGCAGGUGAAGAAAAAUUUAAUCAAAAUCGGGAGGCCGGGAUAUAGAAUCACCAAAGUUCGCGAUCCGAUGACGCGCCAGAAUGGACUGCUCUUUCAAUUUCACUAUCCCGAGAUUGCCCCCGGCGUCGCUCCCCGAUUACGGUUCAUGAACGCUUAUGAGCAAAAGAUCGAGGAGCCAAAUGCGCAGUUCCAAUACUUUGUUGUCGCUGCAGAACCAUAUGAAACUGUGGCUGUCAAGCUACAAGCUCGGGAGGUGGACAGGCGGGAAGGGAAGUUCUGGCAAUGGUUCGACGAGGACAGCAGGGACUUCUGGGUCCAAUUUCUCUUCAAGACAGAACGUGACGAGCGUUACAGUGCCGUGCCCGGCCUUGCCCCUGGGAGAAAGUGAAGGAAAUGGUUUGCGAGAUCAUCUCGAUCUCGGCGUGUGAUCAACUGGUUAGGCAGCGAAAGCGUAGCUAUCGAGGUAAACUCCCUGGAUGUAUAGCAGCCCUCUAUCUCUCCGAUUUUCCUCAGAGUAUCUUCCGGUGUUUUUCUUCGGAAGAUAAGGAUCGGUUGGCGUUGAAGGCGAGGCGAUUGAAAGCCUCUGAAUACCCCAAUUUGUGUAGGU
Lindgomyces ingoldianus is the source of this 1037-nucleotide messenger RNA. RefSeq lists its product as uncharacterized. Bases 111 to 818 code for a protein of 235 amino acids. Gene Ontology annotation, biological process: spliceosomal complex assembly. The transcript has 2 exons. The record is from RefSeq and is a predicted model, not a curated record. Gene Ontology annotation, cellular component: catalytic step 2 spliceosome; U2 snRNP; U2-type prespliceosome. Gene Ontology annotation, molecular function: nucleic acid binding; zinc ion binding. NCBI's taxonomy places the organism in Eukaryota, Fungi, Ascomycota, Dothideomycetes, Pleosporales, Lindgomycetaceae.